Messenger RNA from Humulus lupulus (European hop), 648 nucleotides. RefSeq lists its product as uncharacterized. NCBI's taxonomy places the organism in Eukaryota, Viridiplantae, Streptophyta, Magnoliopsida, Rosales, Cannabaceae. Bases 118 to 453 code for a protein of 111 amino acids. The record is from RefSeq and is a predicted model, not a curated record. The transcript has 4 exons.
UAUUUUCUAAACAUUCUGUGUCUAGCGACAAAUAUCCCAAAUUUUAUGAUUAAAUUAUUUUGCUUUGACUCCCUUUGAGAAGCUCCGGUUGCUGAGAUCGAAUCGAAGCAACCGAAAAUGGCCGAUUCGCAAUCAGGCAGAGAAGAAAAAGUAUCACCGGCCACAGCUGUCUUACUUGGAGCUUUAGCCCCUGGUGUCAACGCUCCUACAUGGAAUGCCCUAAAAUCAGCAUUUGUGAUGCUAGGUCUCUCCCUUGUUGUGAUGAUGAUUCUGGCAAUCACCUCUAGUGAUUCUUUCAUGGCGCUUCACGUCGCUUUACUUGUUAUUAUCACGGCCACUCUCUUCGCUCUUCUCAGCUGGUUUCUUGCGGAGACUGGUUUGGUUUCGAUUGAAAGCCAAAUGCAAGACAUGAACUUAGUACCAAAUGACAAAGACAAUAAGAAAAAAGCAUGAGCAACAUGGGAGCUGAAGCAAGAACUUCAUUUCUGUCGAGUGCUGCAAUGUAUUCAAAUUUUGGAACUUCUCUAUAUAGAGAGCUACGGUACUGGAUUUGAUUUUGCCACCCUUCUCUCUUUAGAUGCUAUUCUUACAUUUUACAGAUAAAAAAGAUGCCUAGCGUAUUCAUUCCAUUUAGGCUAUUAUGGUUUA